Torulaspora globosa is the source of this 1485-nucleotide messenger RNA. Its product is annotated as homoserine O-acetyltransferase family protein. Gene Ontology annotation, biological process: L-homoserine metabolic process. The transcript has a single exon. The record is from RefSeq and is a predicted model, not a curated record. Lineage: Eukaryota; Fungi; Ascomycota; Saccharomycetes; Saccharomycetales; Saccharomycetaceae. Gene Ontology annotation, molecular function: homoserine O-acetyltransferase activity; L-serine O-acetyltransferase activity. The coding region runs from base 1 to 1485 and encodes 494 amino acids.
AUGAGAUCAACGACUCUGCUGCUGGCAGCAAAAAGAUUUGCAUCUCAGGGCACUAGUCGAGUAUCGGGCAGCAGUACCAAUCCUGCCAUGAGAUUUCCUUGUCUAGAUAAAUUGGAGGAAAUUACUGAGCAUCUUAAAAGCCAAAAACCAUUUUGCAAUGAAUCUGACGUUGCAGGCAAUGCGCAAAAACAGAAUAAAGAUCCCAUUUACGGCAAAGUGAAGUCCGGAUUCCAAGUUUUUGAAUCGGAUCGACCCCUGUUUCUCGAUUAUGGCGGCGUUUUGCCUAGUUUUCGAAUAGCUUAUGAGACGUGGGGCAAGCUAAACAACGAAAAAUCGAACGCUAUACUGAUACACACGGGCCUUAGUGCAUCCUCUCAUGCUCACUCGUCUGAUGCGAACAAACAGCCGGGGUGGUGGGAGGACUUCAUAGGGUACAAUAACCCUAUCCUCGAUACCAGUAAGUGGUUUCUUAUAUGCACAAAUGUGCUGGGGGGCUGCUACGGCUCUACCGGCCCCGCGUCAUCGGAUCCCGCAGAUGGGAUGCCUUAUGCAAGUCGCUUCCCAAUGCUAAGUGUGCAAGACAUAAUACGUGCCCAACAUAGACUAAUUUCGGAGCACUUUGGCAUCGAUAAACUAUAUGCUUCAGUUGGAUGCUCUCUCGGAGGUAUGCAAUCGCUAUGUUAUGGUCAACAGUUCCCCGAUAAUGUGCAAAAGAUUGUGAGUGUCAGUGGUUGUGCUAGAUCUCAUCCCAGCAGUAUUGCCAUGCGGCAUGUGCAACGACAAGUUUUGAUGGCAGAUCCCAACUGGAAUCGUGGAUUUUAUUAUCCAACUCAAGAGCAACCAAACAGGAUCCCUCCGCACAUAGGUAUGAAAUUAGCUCGGGAGAUUGCCACCGUCACUUAUCGAUCUGGACCGGAAUGGGAGUCUCGUUUCGGGACAGAGAGAUUAGACGACGAAAGCCCGCCAGUACUGUGUCCUGACUUUUUGGUUGAAACAUAUUUAGAUCAUCAAGGUGAAAAGUUCUCCCUGGAGUACGAUGCAAACUCAUUCUUAUAUCUCUCAAAAACCAUGGAUCUGUUUGACCUAUCUCAGUCGCAUCUAGCCAGGGGCGAACGGAAGCGUCGAGAGACGCAGAGGGUAUAUGAGUCAAAUGAGCCGCUCGUAGGGAGAAGCUUUGUCUCCGAUAGGCCUCGUGCAAUGAAAAGACACCGGACUACAAGCACAGAAGAAGCGAGAGCAGAUCUCGCUAGGGGGAUGGCACCGUUACUUGAUAAAGAGAUUUUGGUUGUUGGCGUCAAAUCGGAUGGGCUGAUGCCCUACUGGCAGCAAAGGGAAAUUUACGACCUUCUUGGCGGAGAUAACAACAGGAAAGUAAAGUUCACUGAACUUGCAGAGUCUGAUUCCCUGUAUGGUCAUGACACGUUCCUACUUGACUUAGAGCAUGUAGGCGGAAGCAUCGGAAGGUUCUUGAGAGAAGGUUCCUAA